AUGCUGGAGUCUAGUUGCCUUUGCGGUACGAAUCGCCUCACUUUUGACGGCGACAUAAUUGUGCGGAUGCGAUGCCAUUGCAUCGACUGCCGUAAAUUUUCCGGUUCUACGAAUACCAACAACAUACUUCUACCCAUUGCUGGGUUAAAGAUUCUUCAGGGAACACUCAGAACUUACGCCAAAGAAGCCGAGACUGGCAAUACUAUGACAAGCUACUUCUGCGGAAACUGCGGCUCAACCCUCUAUCGCAGGUCAAGUUUUAACGAUGAAGUGGCUGCAGUAAUGAUUGGCGGGAUUGACGGUCUACAAACUAUAGAAAAUGGCAGAGCAGAUGUCGAACUUUAUGUGAAGAACCGCCCGAGUUGGAUGGCGGCAAUUCAAGAAGCACAACAAGAGCAGGGCACUUGGCUGCCAAAGCACUAG
Molecule: messenger RNA, 423 nt
Organism: Trichoderma virens Gv29-8
Lineage: Eukaryota; Fungi; Ascomycota; Sordariomycetes; Hypocreales; Hypocreaceae
Exons: 2
Coding region: 1-423 (140 amino acids)
Molecular function (GO): carbon-sulfur lyase activity
Source: RefSeq, a predicted model, not a curated record